AUGUCUUCUGUAGAUGUGUGUUGCAGUCAUGUUUUCAUUCUUUUUGCAGGUAUCUCUGGUUUCCCUGGUUUUGAAGGUCAGCGAGGUGAUCGAGGCGAUUAUGGACCAGACGGAUUUCCAGGUGGACCUGGUCUAAGAGGAGAGAACACCCAAGGGCCCCCUGGUCUUCCUGGUCCUCAGGGACCUGAUGGCAGACCAGGUCGCAAAGGUCAGCCUGGAUCAUUAGGUGCUAAGGGUGAGCGAGGUUUCACAGGAGAGUUUGGCCUUCGUGGAGAACCAGGAGACCCAGGAGUCCCAGGAGUACCCGGCAGGAAAUUCAAUGGUUACAAUGGCAGACCAGGAAGGGGAGGUUCUCCAGGCUCCCUAGGGCCUCGUGGUGAAAUUGGAGAUCCAGGACCAGGUGGAGUGAACGGACCACCCGGACCACCAGGUAUCAUUGGAGUGAGGGGAGUACCAGGAGAUUUAGGAGAUCUAGGACCAAGUGGUUUCCCAGGAUUCCAAGGAAGACCAGGACAAAAUGGAAUGUUUGGAAACCGAGGACCAAGGGGACUUUCUGGAGGCCCUGGUGAUGCAGGUUAUCCUGGAUUUCAAGGAAUGGAAGGCAGCCGAGGAUUUGAUGGAAAUCCAGGACCGGAGGGAAACAUUGGAAACCCUGGUCCAAGUGGUCGAGUUGGAGAACCUGGUAUCCCGGGAGCAGAUGGUUUCCCUGGAGGUCCAGGUCUAGCCGGAGCAGAUGGUGAAAGGGGCCAGAUGGGUGGUAUAGGAGACGUAGGACCCCCUGGACCUGGGGGAGAACCAGGACCUAGAGGAGACUUUGGAACUCCAGGCAUACCAGGAAACUCAGGUCUAGUUGGACUGCCGGGCAGACGAGGAGAAACUGGUCCAGAUGGUCCAUCAGGUGAGACCGGACCUCUUGGAAUCAAAGGAUAUCCAGGCAACCCAGGACGAAACGGUUUCCCAGGUCUGCGUGGAGCCAGAGGAGAAAAGGGAGAUGAUCCUGAAAUCAGAAUCCCCACAGAGGUCAAUAGAGGUGAAGCAGGAGCCCCAGGAGAUCCAGGACCAACAGGACUAGGAGGGAUAGUCGGAGAUGUAGGUCCCCAAGGAGGAAAUGGUUUCCCCGGUCGUAGAGGAAUACCCGGUAUAGAGGGUCCACCAGGACCUGAGGGAGAACCAGGACUACCAGGUCUAGUUGGAUUCCGAGGACCAAUUGGUGAAGAUGGACCCAAAGGAGGACCAGGUCCUAAUGGAGAGACAGGUGAAUCCGGAUUGAAGGGCUUCCCAGGAUACAACGGCAUCCGUGGUCAGAAGGGUAACUCUGGACGAGGAGGCUUCCCAGGAUUCCCUGGUGAACCAGGCGGAGCGGGAGAGAUAGGAUCCCAAGGUCCUCGCGGGGCGAAAGGUUACCCUGGUCUUAAAGGAGACCGUGGAAUAACAGCUCCAAUAGGAAGCAGAGGAGAACCAGGAACACCAGGAACACCAGGAGGGCCAGGAGAAAGAGGUUAUCUAGGUAGGCCUGGAUUUGAAGGUCCUAAAGGUCUACAGGGAAUGAAGGGAGAUCUUGGUGAGCAAGGACAACCAGGUCCCUUACCACCAGACCUUGGACCAGGCCCACAAGGAAUGCAAGGAGUUCCAGGAAUACCAGGCUUGAGAGGUUACAAGGGAUUUGUUGGAGACUUUGGAGUAAUAGGAGUAAUUGGAGAAAAAGGAACAAAGGGAAGGCCAGGAAUCUUUGGACUCAAGGGUGCCCCAGGACCUCCAGGUCAGCCUGGAUUCAAUGGAGUGAAAGGAGAUGGAGGAGAUCCUGGUCUUGCCCAGAAAGGACUGAAGGGAGAACAAGGAGAACAAGGAUUUGCUGGGUUCCCAGGAAGGAUUGGUUUACCAGGCAUCGAUGGACCGCUGGGACCUCCAGGACCCAAAGGAAGAGAUGGUCUAUUUGGAGACUUUGGUCCAUCUGGUCUACCAGGGCGCAAUGGAGAGCCAGGAAUGCCAGGUUUCCCGGGAGACAGUGGAGAGUCUGGAUAUGGAGGACGACCUGGAUCACCUGGUCCUAAGGGAAUGGGAGGAAACACCGGUAUCCGGCCCAACCGAGGGCACUUCAUCACCCGUCACAGCCAGUCCAGGAAUGUACCCUCCUGUCCCGCAGGCACCGUGGAACUGUGGCGUGGAUUCAGUGUUCUCUUCUCCAUGGGCAAUGGCCAUGCUCACCAUCAAGAUCUAGGUGAUGCUGGCUCUUGCUUGCAACGUUUCAGCACCAUGCCCUUCCUCUUCUGCAACUUCAACAACGUCUGCAACUACGCCAGCCGCAAUGACCGCUCCUACUGGCUGACCACCAACGAGCCCCUUCCCAUGAUGCCCCUGAUGAACCAACAGAUUGACCCUUACAUCAGUCGUUGCACUGUGUGUGAGGCUCCCACUCAAUCCCUUGCGAUUCACAGCCAGUCACAGGAGAUUCCACAGUGUCCAGGAGGGUGGAGGAGUCUAUGGACAGGGUACAGUUUCACUAUGUACACAGCAGCUUCUGAAGGCGGUGGCCAAGGCCUUGAAUCCGUCGGCUCCUGCCUGGAGAACUUCCGUGCCACGCCUUUCAUCGAGUGCAAUGGCAGAGGUAACUGUCACUUCUUCUCAAACGAAUACAGCUUCUGGUUAACAGUCAUCGACGAGGAAGACCAGUUUGCCAUUCCCAGGAAACGCACUAUCAAAUCAGGACAGCUACAGUCGGUGGUCAGCCGCUGCAGAGUGUGUCAAAAAGUCAACUAAACUAAGCCCCAUUCUUCACCAAUUCAGUUAGACUAAACAAGGUUCAUGGAAUAGAGAUUCAGAAACAACUUAUAUAAGUUUAGACAGAGGGUUGACAGCAGAGGAACACCAUUCAAUCUAAACAAGCGAAAGUAAAUGCUUUGGGACCCCUGUUACAUGGAUGUAAUAGAUGGAAGCAGAGCUGCAGAGUCGGUCUGAUUGAUAGUCAAUUGGGUUCUUGGUUAAAAUGUUCAGCAACAAAAUAUUUUAGGUUUAGACGAAGGGUUGCAGUCAAUGGAACACCAUUUAGUAUUAAAAAAAAGGUAAAAUACAAUGCUUUCAGACCCCUCUUGAGUGGAGGAAGAUGAUGGAAGCAUAAGGAUGUGUACAUGACCAUUCUGAAUGUUGGCAAGACCUGGAGAAAGAGUUACCACCCUAACACUGAGGUGUUGCAAGGAAGAUGUCCGCAACAUUUGUCUAAUCCAAGCUUACCCACGCCGAAAGAAAGAAAAGCGUUGCAUCAUUAAUCAGGAGUCAUAGCAUAAGACCUUCAUGGACAUCAUUUAGAGCUGUACAUUGUGAAUUCAUCACAACAUAGGAUGUAAUUUUUUCAUUUCUUUUAAUGACACAAAAUUGGAUUUAUACUCACAUAUGCAAGAUUGAGAUGCUACAUGUACUUUUUAGUUAUUGUUAAUUUAGGCAGGACUAAAUUGAUAAAUCUGUAUGUUCAAAUGAUUAGAAUAAGAUUUUAGAUUCUUAACAAAGGAUUGUCUGUUAUUGACAUUGGAUUCAGAUAAAAUUACUGAAUUCUGCUCUUAAAUUGGGAAAAUAAGGGUCAAGUUUUUUACAAGGAAAUACUGCCAUUUUUUAUUUUGAAAGUGAACUUUAGUAUGGGGUUUUAUUCUAGUGCUAUACAUCAUACUGAUACCAUAGAUAGUCCAUGUUGAACAUUUUAUUUAAAGGGUACUUAAUAUUGUACACCCAGUCAGUCUUUUCAACAUCAUACUUUUGUAGCAUUUCACCAUUGGAAUGAAUCUUACAUAUUGGUAUGUAUAUACUCUCACUCUUCCCUCACAUUUGAAUAUAGCAAUUCCAUCUGUAGAUAGGAGUAACUUCGUUUUUAAUUGUUUUGAAACAUCACUUCUAUUUUCUCAUAAAAUCAUCUUCUCUGAGUUUGUAGUGUGUGCUAUUAGCUUGUGAAUUAUACAUGUAAUUAAUGUACAUUGUUAUAACAAGAUUGCCAUCCCUUUUAUAAAAUAUCUGUGCCUUCUUUUUCUUGCUUGUUUUUUUAUAUCAUGCAUUAUUGGCUGACUAUUAUGGAAGAUAAAAUUGUGUGUUAGUUGUAGAUCUUUUACUGCUCGUGAGGGCAGGAUACGUUCCAAUGGGUGUAUUUAUUCUGAUAAGCUCUUACUCGAACCGUGGCAAGAAUUUUUAACCUCUAUGACAAGACCUGUAUGAUAAAAAUAUUUCAGACUUAAAAGGGUGGGGCAUUGCAAAAAACAUUUAGUCAAGAGAAGACCAGUGAAUUUUGAUGCUCAAUCUUGCCUGUGUAUUGCCAUAGUUACUAGUAUGUAUUGUCAAAUCAAAUGAAAUCAUGCAUUAUCAACUGUAAAGGAAACAUAAAAAAAAUCACUGACACAAAUUGUAUUAUGUCUUGUAGAUCAUGUCUUCUUGCCAACCACAGGUUCAAAUACAUGUAUGAAUAUUGUGAACUAUGCAAAGUUUCAUACCUGCUGCAUAUGAAGUGUGUAUUUUUUGUAAGACAAUGACAAAAAUGGUGCUAACGAUAUUCAUGUGAUAUGUUUUUGUACAAAUGUAUCCUCACAGACUAGCUGUCAUCACAAAUAUUGGUUUAUUUCUUUGCGUUUUGUUUAACUAUCAAGAUGAGGAACGAUGCUAAUUCAAAAUGUGUUAGAAUGAAUUUUUAAGACAGUGUCUCGUGUUCUAGUGUUUUUAUAGUUUAGGUAUGGACAUAACCUCAUGUAACACCUACAGUCACAGAGGAACCUUGUAUAGAUUUGUGUUGCUUCUGUCGUAUCCAAUUAUUAUAUGAAUAUAUUUAUGAAUCAUGUACAAAGAGCUAGUUAGAACAGAGUUACUACUUGCAUCCACAUAGUUCAUUUAGUUGUUUAAUUUAAAGUACAAUCCAGUUUGAUAGAAUGUGUGAGCCUCCAUAUCUAGAACAAAAGCUUCAUUUAAUUUGGCGUCUGCCAUUUUAUUGCCUAACUUACAUAUUUUUUUGCCUCGAUAGUGACCUUUCCUUGUAUAUCAUAUACAUAGUUUGUUUAUUUUAUGAGGAUAGCACAUGUGUUUGUGUGAUGGGAUAUAUCAAGCAGCCAGAGAGUAUGAUAAUCAGUUUCGCUAUCUUUCAUUGUGGGUUGGGCAAUUUGUUCAGACAUUGGUCAUAAUCUAAGUUAUUGCCGUUUUUAACGUCUCAGUUAUGAUGUUGUCAUUUAUUGCAUCUGGAUACAAUAAAAAGUAAAUGACAAAUCAAA
Molecule: messenger RNA, 5231 nt
Organism: Strongylocentrotus purpuratus (purple sea urchin)
Lineage: Eukaryota; Metazoa; Echinodermata; Echinoidea; Camarodonta; Strongylocentrotidae
Product: collagen alpha-1(IV) chain-like
Exons: 18
Coding region: 1-2757 (918 amino acids)
Cellular component (GO): basement membrane; collagen trimer
Molecular function (GO): extracellular matrix structural constituent
Source: RefSeq, a predicted model, not a curated record